AUGUUGGUCCCCCACUCCCAAAUUGGACAAGACAAAAUUUCUGAAUACAGAAGUGAUAAGAGACAUGCCACAGCAGAAUUCUCCACCAACUUUGCAAUUGGAGAUGCAUUUGAUUACGCCGUUGAGCAACUUGGGGUACGGGGUGCACUUUCCACUGUGACUAUAUCAGAUGGCAACCCAAAGAACAAUCUCCAAUUGCUUCCAGGUUUCUCCUUCAUUAAUGUGGGAGAUCUCAAUCAUCAAAGUGACGACAGGGCAGUACAGGAGACCAAUGACUCUUUGUUGAAGAGAGGAAACAUUGGGACGAAACAGCGCAACCUUCGGUCUAUGAGGUGGAUCCCCAAUCAAAACUGGCACAUGUAUGUGGAUGAAGAAACACUUCUGGCAGCUGGGGCCCAACCAAAACUGUCUCCACAACCAAACCAUUCCUCUACCAAUUUACUCAGCAACAAGCCUUCUCACCAGAUUGUUCACUAUGAUGCUCCCAAUUUGAGGGAGGCAAUGAAUGAUCCCAAUCAUGAGCUGUACCAGAAUCAAGAGAAUGCAUUGACCCUUCCUGGCUCCGUGAUCAUUCCCAUUCUUCAAGAUCAAUCUCGGCGUGUCUACAUUCGAGGACCAAACAAUCCACUUGAUAUCCAAUACAACAAAGCCCUUUUCUUUGAUGGUGCACUCUAUCACGGUGGCUGGACAUACAAGUGGGAUGAAGUUGUUGUAACUGAUGCAGGAGGGGGGACCAUGCGACGAAUGUGGAAACCAGCAUACCAUGCUCACAUUGAAUCAAUCUAUCUUCAGCGAGAAAAACAGUACCUUGGAUUGGCAGUCAGGGAGGCUCUUGUCAAACAAGAAGUUGUACCAGAGGGACAUCAUGUUUCAAAGCUCAAGGAACCUCAUAUCAUUACCGAUGAGCUCGAAUAUCAGUCUGCUGUGGCUGCCAGUAUUCUGUUGGCUGAUACCAAGAAGCUCAAAGCAGACUAUUCCAACAUGGGAAUUGCCAAACAAUUGAUGUAUGCGGCCAUCAAUCCAGAUGAAAGGCAUUUGCCGGAGAGAAUGAAACUAUCAAUCCAAAAAAUUCCAGAGCUUUCCCAAGGUGAGAACUCAUCUGUUCUGGGAAAUUCCAUCCAUCUGAUGAGGAAGUCUUUGGCAAUAAUGCAAGAAACGAGCAGGGGUAUCUGUCCCCCACAAGACAAGGUCAUUUUGAAUGAUCUUAUGAAAACAAUGGAAUCAUAUGCGAGUCAGUGUUCUGCAGCAGUAGAAAAGGAUUCAAGCAACCACCACGAAAAAGACCUAGAAACGGCAGCAGGAAAGAAGAGAGACGCAAAACAAACUGAUGACAGGAAUCAAAGAUCUCGCAGGCGAAACAACAUGUCUGACGAGGGUUGA
This is a messenger RNA of Seminavis robusta, 1380 nucleotides long. The record is from the annotation of a GenBank genome assembly. NCBI's taxonomy places the organism in Eukaryota, Bacillariophyta, Bacillariophyceae, Naviculales, Naviculaceae.